UUGCUCAUUCUGUCUUCAAAAAUGUCCUCCAUCGUUGACGGAACGCCUGCGGACUCGCACAGUCUGGACGGUGAUAAGAAAUGGAGCUUGCAACCCUUGAUCCGCAAGGCUGAGCGUUCUCAUAGUCGAAUGCCCGGAAUUCGCAAAAUUCCUCUUCGAGCCAUCGCGAUCAUUGCCCUGAUCGCCUUUUUGAACAUCAUCGUGUGGGCCGCCGCAGCGAUUGUGCUGCACUAUCAUCCAUCCAUGAUUUCCACUGCAGCUCUAGCAUAUUCUCUCGGCUUGAGACAUGCAUUCGAUGCGGAUCAUAUUUCCGCCAUUGAUUUAAUGACUCGACGAUUGUUGGCAACCGGCCAAAAGCCUGUCACGGUGGGAACUUUCUUUUCCCUUGGGCAUUCCACAAUCGUGAUCAUCACAUCCAUUGUCGUCGCAGCUACCGCCGCUGCAGUGUCGUCCAAGUUCGAUAGUUUCAGCAAAAUUGGCGGAAUCAUUGGUAGCUCCGUCAGCGCGGCAUUCCUGAUCCUACUUGGCCUGAUGAACGUCUAUAUUCUGUUCAAAUUAAUCAAGCAGAUGCAAAAGGUCUUCAACUUGCCUGAAGGACAAGAGGACGAAGCUUGGAAGAUCGAGGGUGGAGGACCACUGUUCUCCAUCUUGAAGAAAAUGUUCAAAUUGAUUGACCGCCCUUGGAAAAUGUAUCCUCUUGGUAUCUUGUUCGGACUCGGUUUUGACACCUCAUCUGAGAUUGCGUUGCUCGGUAUAUCAUCCAUCGAGGCUGCCAAGGGGACAUCGUUCUGGGUGAUUUUGAUUCUUCCUGCGUUGUUUACCGCUGGAAUGUGCCUCUUGGAUACCGUUGAUGGGGCUCUCAUGUUCUCUUUGUAUAUCCAACCGGCACAGAACUUCCUGUCCCAGAAGGCCGCCAAUCAAGUCCUUGAAACGGCUUCGGAAGUUGGUGAUGACGAAUUACCCCAGUCUAGAGACAAUCAUCGAGAUCCCGUGGCGUUUUUGUACUACUCGAUUGUACUGACCGUUCUGACCGUCAUUGUUGCCAUUGUUAUUGGUGUAAUUCAGCUCUUGACCAUGAUUCUCAAUGUCACCGAUGCGACCGGAAAGUUCUGGGACGGUGUGCAAAUUGCCGGCGACUAUUAUGAUGCCAUCGGUGGUGGCAUUUGUGGGUGCUUUAUCAUAUUCGGAGGAUUGAGCGUUGUGGUGUACAAGCCGUGGCGGAGAUGGAUGGACCGACGCCACGGGCGCUCUACCGUGACCGACGAAGAGAGAUACCAAGAUGAGGCCCCUGACCCUACGGAGGAUGGUGCUGCAGCUGGCUCCACAGCUGAAGAGGGUGACAUGUACGAGCGUGAGCAGACCACUGUUGUUUGCAAAGGGGAUUCCACUCGUGUCACUGCGACUGAAGAGCGACGGGUCGAUGAUCAGAUCGUCUAG
This is a messenger RNA of Penicillium pulvis, 1437 nucleotides long. Its product is annotated as HoxN/HupN/NixA family nickel/cobalt transporter. The record is from RefSeq and is a predicted model, not a curated record. The coding region runs from base 22 to 1437 and encodes 471 amino acids. NCBI's taxonomy places the organism in Eukaryota, Fungi, Ascomycota, Eurotiomycetes, Eurotiales, Aspergillaceae. Gene Ontology annotation, molecular function: nickel cation transmembrane transporter activity. Gene Ontology annotation, biological process: nickel cation transmembrane transport. The transcript is spliced from 7 exons. Gene Ontology annotation, cellular component: plasma membrane.